UCCAUUCAAAACCAAUUUCCAUAUGCAAUUUACACAAUAAUCUAUUUCAUUCCUAAAUUCUUUGAUUUCUCUCACACAAAUACACAAGCGGCAACUCAACCCCUGCGACUAAACCCUAGCAAUUCAUCUUUCUUGAUUCAAGGAUGUCUUCACUUAAAGAAUCACUUGAUGCGACCGACAACCCAAGUGAGCAUGUUGAUUUAAAUGAUGAGGAAAGUUUUGAAGAAGAAAAUAUGAUUGACGAAGAUGAUGUUGAUGCUGGUUCAAAACGAAAAAGUAAAUCUGAAGUUUGGCUUCAUUUUGAAACAGUUGAAAUGAUGGAAGGAGAGAAGAAGGUCAUGAAAGAUCGAUGCAUACAUUGUAAGAAGCUAUACAAACCACAAGCUUCAAAGGCCACAACACAGCUAAAGCGACACUUGAAUAAGUGUUCAUACUUGAAAAGGUCAAAAGGUAAAAAAGGUUUUAUAAAUUUUGAAAAAGCUGGUAAUGAAGCAACUGAAUAUGGGUUGAGUGGGGGAUUUGAACAAACAAAAUGUAGGGAAAUAAUUGCCAAAAUGAUUGUAGCCCAUGAGCUACCUUUUUCCUUUGUAGAGUACCAUUGGUUUAAUGCCCUGUUGAAAUACUUGAACCCUCUUUUUCAAAAAGUGAGUAGAGCCACAAUUAGAAAAGAUUGCAUUAAAGUGGUUGAAUCAGAAAGAGAGAAGAUGAAGAAAGUUUUUAAAAAGACUGAUAUGAUCUCACUUACUAGUGAUUGUUGGACCUCAAAUCAAACUAUUGGGUAUAUGUGUUUGACAGCUCAUUAUAUUGACUCUGAUUGGAAAAUGAAAAAGUGCAUAAUUGGAUUUAAUGAGCUAGCACCGCCCCAUAGUGGUGAGGUCAUUUCGGAUGCUAUUCUAGAGUGCCUCAUUAAAUGGGGUAUACAAGAUAAAAUAGGUACAAUAACAUUAGACAAUGCAUCAAAUAAUGAUAGGGCGGCCGCAAUUUUAAGGAAUACCUUUCAAGGAAAGGGAACAUUGCACUUUGAGGGUUUAUUUUUUCAUGUGAGAUGUUGUGCUCAUAUACUAAACCUGGUUGUACAAGAUGGACUUGGAACAAUUGAUGGUUGUCUUGUCAAAAUAAGAGAAGGUGUGAAAUAUUUGAAGAAGUCAGCGGGUCGCCUCUUGAAGUUUGGUGAAAUUUCGAUCACCCUUGGUAUCGAAACCCGCCGAUCAUUGUGUAUUGAUGUAAAAACCCGAUGGAACUCAACACAUCGUAUGCUUAAAUCAGCGAUUCACUACAAACAUGCUUUUGAAGGUUACGCGUUGAGGGAUUCGAAUUAUGAGUGGUCUCUUACGGAUGAGGAGUGGGAUCGGGCUAAAAAGGUAUGCAAGCUACUUGAGGUGUUUUCGGAUGCUACAGAUUUGUUUUCGGGUACAUUAUAUCCGACCGCAAAUUUGUUUCUUGUUGAGAUUUUUAAAGUAAAAAGAGAGAUAACUAAUGCUGUUAAAUCAAAUGAUAAUUUCUUGAAAAAUAUGGGAAGGCCAAUGUUUGACAAGUUUGAGAAGUAUUGGGGAGAAAUCGGGGUACUUAUGUCAAUUGCUUCUCUUUUAGACCCGCGUUUUAAGAAGGAAUCUAUUUCUUGGACAUUUAAGAAGUUGUAUCCAGAAAAUGAGGUUGAUGGUCGGGUUGAAGAUGUGAUUAAUAAGUUAAAACCACUUUUUGAAAAAUACUCUAAUGCAUAUCAAGUGGCUAGGGCUGCCGAUAGCAAUCUAAAUGGUACAUCAUCUGAGGGCCCAAGUAUUCGUGAUGGAGACGAUGAUUUUUACGCUUAUCUUGAAACUAAACCCGUUGAAAGUACACAAAAAUCAGAACUUGAUGUGUAUUUAGAAGAGCCAAAUUUUGUAGUUCCAAGAACUAUAAAGUUUGAUGUGUUACAAUGGUGGUGUCAAAAUUCUAGCAAGUACCCCGUGCUAAGCAAAAUGGCUCGUGACAUUUUUUGCAUUCCAAUCACAACGGUUGCCUCGGAAUCAGCAUUUAGUGCUGGGGGACGUGUAUUGGAUGACUAUAGAAGCUCUCUUUCUAAAGAUAUGGUCGAGCUUCUUGUUUGUGGAGGAGAUUGGAUAAAGUCGGCAUCAAAAUCAUUUAUUAAAACACUAGAACAAUCGGCAAAGGAAGAAGAAAAUUUAGAAAUUCCAAUCCCGACGAGUGAUGGGGCAUCUAGUUAACAUAAAAGAUUAAUUCGUUCUCAUGGCUAUGGGCAAGUGUUGGUGAAGGAAUAUAAGAUGGUGAUGGGCAAAUUUUUUAGUGAUGGCAUUGGUGCUAGUGACGUUGUUUUGAAGAACUUAGUUCUACUUGUUAUUUACUUUUUCUAACUUGGUUAAGAACUUAUGUAAUUAACUUGGGUUUUUUUUUUCCGAAUGGAUAUCUUGAAUUUGGUUUUAUUUUAAUGCAUUGAGCUGGAUG
Messenger RNA from Helianthus annuus (common sunflower), 2442 nucleotides. RefSeq names its product zinc finger BED domain-containing protein RICESLEEPER 2-like. NCBI's taxonomy places the organism in Eukaryota, Viridiplantae, Streptophyta, Magnoliopsida, Asterales, Asteraceae. The record is from RefSeq and is a predicted model, not a curated record. The transcript is spliced from 5 exons. Gene Ontology annotation, molecular function: DNA binding; protein dimerization activity. Bases 144 to 2204 code for a protein of 686 amino acids.